CGCUCACCUAGGUGGCGCGCUCGCUUGUGAAGUACGUUAUUUGUGUUCUACAACCCGAAAUCUACACGGCCAAUAGUUCUCCCGAGAGCGGUAACACUUCUACCUUCUACACCACUUUUUACAUAACUUUCUACUUCCACCUAUAUUUAUACCAAGGCACCACAACUGCACCACUGCUUUAGAAGGAGAAGUGUAUCCUUGCCAACUUUCCUGCAGACAACACCGCAGGUAAGACAAGAGUCCAUGCCUCACUUCUUGACCUCUCAAGCCACUCUGGCCUAGCCUCUUGUGGACUCUUGGUCUGCAAAUCGAUCAAAGCACACGUUACACUGCUGGCUUCCGGACUCUCAGAGCCAGCCAAAACGUGAACCUACUACAGUUCACAUCAAUUUGUCACUCUUGGGACAGAAGGCACGACCGUGCCCAAAGUCCAAACAUGCCGCCACAAAGACCCCCAAGCUCAUCUGGUCCGUCAUCUUCCUUGAUGGUCUCGCAAGAUGACUACGUCCCGCCAGUCAGAUGUGACCCAAGCGUCCGUGUCAAAGCAGAGAGGGAUGGCGAUAACGAUCAUGAUGACUUCGUCGAUGUCGACGAUGAGGCAGAAGAGCUUCUUGCCGAUGCCGAUGGAGUCCCUAUGUACUCUGAUGCCGACUUUAAGAUACGCCAAGUCGCAUCCCCAUUUAUCGUCCAGCGUACACUAGUGAGUCUAUAUAACUUGAGCAAGACGAAAUACCUGAAGCUGGACCCUGAGUAUCAGCGAGAUGUGGUUUGGGAUGAGACGAGGUCGUCAGGCCUAAUUGCCUCUGUCCUGCAAGGUUACUUCAUCCCCCCCAUUAUUUUCAACGUGUUAGAAGAAUGGGAGACGUUGGAUAGCGGCGAAGAAAUAAUGCGACAUUGUCGGAUUUGUGUUGAUGGAAAGCAACGUCUCACCUCCCUUCAGAAGUUCAUGGAGGGCAAAAUCGGAGUGUCCGACUCGUCGCACCCACCGAAGAAGUGGUUUUUCUGCCACCCGAUUGUCGGCGGUGUUGAAAAGCAAUCAAACCACAAUAUCCUUCCGCUGAAGACAAAGAAGUUUUUCGAGUCUCGAAUGUUUUGCUGCUAUGAAUACCAGAAACUCACGCCUUCUGUUGAAGAGACGAUGUUUCAGCUCGUCCAACGCGGGAUGCCACUUACCCCAGCUGAAAAAAUGCGUGCCAUGUCGACACCAUGGGCAAAUUUUGCAAAGCAGUAUGAGAACGAUUACCCAGCUGUCCUCUCUCUAGGUAGACAGAGCAGGGCCUCUGGCUUCCGUCAGAUCAUGUCAAUAUUCUGCCAGAUCAUGGAAGUCAUGUCUCCAAGUGCCGACAAGAAAAAGAACAGAGAAGGAGCAGGAUGGAAGCCAACUUACCAAGCCACCCCAUCAAACCUCACAAAGCUGCUUAUGGAUACGCCAUCCCUAAACGAAAGUGUCAAGAGAAAAUUCAAAAAGGUUUUCGACAAAUAUGCCGAGCUCAUCGCAUCGUGCUCAGAGCCAGAUAAGGAUUCGCCCACCGGAUCCUCAAUCAAGAAGAACAGUUGCUUUGCGCCUACUCCGGAGGGCCUAAAGAAUAGAGGGGCAUCCCACGUCAGGACCUUCUCACCGCUCGAGGUUGUCGCCACCGCAAUCUUGCUCCUCCGCCAUAUGGACGAUAGAACCGACACGAUGCUCCAAGGUGACAUCAUGGAAAUGCGCGUCUACCUCCGCCAGAAGAACAAGGACCUGCGGCUGAACAACACAUGCUGGGCUGAUUCCUAUCAAUUCAUUGAUGUCGACAUGAUCCAGAUUCGCGGUGGAGCAGGGGCCUCGAGACGACGUGCGCCUCCUGUGUCGCAGCAAGCUCUUCCAAUUGAAAUCGAUAGCGAUGCCCCAGAUAAUCAAGCGGGCCGACGCACCUCCGCACGCAGAAAUACAGAUGGGUCAUCCGCGCUGCCAAUGCGUGGGGUAGAUCAAAAUGGUGAUGCAAGGCCCACUCGGUCAGGGCGAGUGGGCAUGAGCUCCUUGACGGCUUCAAUUGCGAACGGCAGUCCGAUAAUGACGGACGGCCUAUCCAGUCCGCAGGCUGGAUGGGGAGGACCACAGGUAGCACCAACGGCACCAGCGGCACCGAUGGCUCCGAUGGUGCAGACAAUCCAGCCUCGGAAGCGUCUCCAUGGAUCUGAUGGCAGUGCAGCCCCUACUAUCAGGCGUGUUCGACCGAGAGAUUGAGAUGGUGUGCGUGGUCCUCUGGUCUCAACUCGUCCGCUGACAGCUGCAGACACAUGCUUGAUACUUCCCUUCUUUUGGUUUAGCCUUUGCAAAUCCGACAGGACUACCCUUCUAUCUACAUACUCAGAUUACAACAAUGCAACGAUUUAACGAAAACGAUUACGCUGCUCUUUCCAAAACAUCUCUUAAGUUUCGCCGUCGUCGGAGACCGCCGCGAUACACAACUUGCAUGUGCAAGAUAUUUAUGCACCCUCGGGCUUUUCAUUACUUCCAUCUUUUGGUUUCCCGGUUCCUCAUGCAUGUUUGCCUGAGUUUUGCUCGAAGAGAGCCGUUUGGGUGGUUGAUGGUUUGUUGCCAUGUAAUGAUUGACCUGUUGCAUGCUAAUGGAGAGAGAGACGUUGCAAGGGGGGUAGAAGAGAUAGCUUAUUAUCUCGUUGCGAAUGCAUGGCUUUCAAAGAU
This is a messenger RNA of Pseudogymnoascus destructans, 2683 nucleotides long. RefSeq lists its product as uncharacterized. The transcript is spliced from 3 exons. NCBI's taxonomy places the organism in Eukaryota, Fungi, Ascomycota, Leotiomycetes, Thelebolales, Thelebolaceae. Bases 437 to 2224 code for a protein of 595 amino acids. The record is from RefSeq and is a predicted model, not a curated record.